Messenger RNA from Linum tenue, 541 nucleotides. The record is from the annotation of a GenBank genome assembly. Lineage: Eukaryota; Viridiplantae; Streptophyta; Magnoliopsida; Malpighiales; Linaceae.
UUCUCUUCUCUCAAUCUCUCUCUUAUUCGCCCCCUUCCUCUGAAACACGAACAACCGAAAAACGAAAACAAAACUCCUCUUUCUCCCUCUCUCAAUCUGUUUUCUUUUCUGAAAAUCGAACUGAGGAAGAACCUAAAAGGAAUCGAUAUCAUAAUCCCUCUGCCUCUUCUUCUCUUCUAUCGCCGAACACAAGAAAUGGCUAGGACUGCCCCAGAUUGACCAAAAAAUGGCGAUCCAGAUAAGUUUUUGGCUUGCAUGUGGGUUUCCUUUUGGUUUCUGUCUAGUAAUGGUGUUCUGAUUCUUCUGGGUUUUGGCUUUGGAUGAAGGGAGAAGGAAAGGGCUCGCUGCCGGUGACUAGGUCGGGAGACAAACGACGGUUAGAAAAAGAGGCCAGAUCUGGAUCCAUUGCUGGCUUUAAAAAGAGAUGGAAGAAACAUGUAUUGAUUGUAAUUUUCAUGUAGUAAUUCUUAUUUGUAAUUUGUAUUCUGAUUGUAAUUGUAUAAUUUAUUGAUAAUUUAAAUAAAACUUUAAUCUUCUUCUG